ACGGCCGGCGGUGCAGAGGAAACAAAAAAAAAAAAAAAAAAAAAAAAUUAAAGAAAGCAAAGCUUCCCCGAUCUGCUCCGAAUUCAAAAGUCGACGUUCCCUCCUUCUUCUGAAAUCUCUCUAAUUGAGGAAUUUGAUCAGCUCGAUCUGCUGUUUUGUUUGUGAGGUUGAGAUUGAGAUUUGUAACUGCUUACUGUUUCUCGAUGAGAUUUCGAUACUGAAUCUGAGUGCGAGAUCAUGAAUUUCUUUGUUGGAGCUUUCAAACCACCAUGCAAUAUUUCAAUUUCAUUUGCAGAUGGAAGAAGUCGAAAGCAGGCUCCAUUGAAGAAGGAAAAUGGUAAAACAGUUAUGGUCCCUCUCUUCCAGAGUCAAGAAAACAUUGUUGGAGAGGUUGUUAUAGAACCAGUACAAGGGAAGAAGGUUGAGCAUAAUGGUGUUAAGAUUGAGCUCCUCGGUCAAAUAGAGUUGUAUUUUGAUAGAGGCAACUUCUAUGAUUUUACGUCUCUCGUACGUGAACUUGACGUCCCUGGUGAACUGUACGAAAGAAAAACAUAUCCCUUUGAAUUUUCCACCGUCGAGAUGCCAUAUGAAUCAUAUAAUGGGGUCAAUGUAAGGCUUAGGUACAUAUUGAAAGUGACAAUCAGUAGAAACUUUGUCAGCAACAUUGUGGAGCAACAAGAUUUUGUUGUUUGUAACUAUUCUCCACCUCCAUCAAUCAAUAAUAGUAUUAAGGUAAGUUCAAUACUCGAAUCUUGAUGCACUUUGUCAACUGUCACAAAUUCUUGACAUGGUAUUUCUAUUUUGAAAACUGCCCUGAUAUUACCUUAUAUUUAUUUGUUUAUUAUGUCAAGGUCUUUUUUUAUGAAACUUACACAGUGUCAAUGUGGCUUGAAUUUGUCCUGUCUCUACCGUGCAAUUUAAUCCUGUGUUUGGCCUUUCUUUUGAGAAAGUAUCAGUCUUUUCAUCUGGGUCUUUAUAUAUCAUCAUUAUUCUUAUGGGGAGUGCGCACUGGGCUCAGUGUUGAUGUUUUCUGCCAGUAAUGCAAGAUUGCUAAACUGUCCUGUAACUAUAAUUGUUUCUGCAACUUCAAGUGAACAGAGCUUUUUGCUGAGCCUAAUUAGUACUAGGCUACUAGUUCAAGAUUGUUUUUUAAAUUUGCUGAACAAGCUUGGGCUUGAUUUUCAGUGCAUUUUUGAAGUUCAGUCAAUAAAUGAGCUGAGUUUGG
Molecule: messenger RNA, 1225 nt
Organism: Rubroshorea leprosula
Lineage: Eukaryota; Viridiplantae; Streptophyta; Magnoliopsida; Malvales; Dipterocarpaceae
Source: the annotation of a GenBank genome assembly